This is a messenger RNA of Mus pahari (shrew mouse), 1157 nucleotides long. Its product is annotated as translation initiation factor IF-2-like. The transcript has 2 exons. Lineage: Eukaryota; Metazoa; Chordata; Mammalia; Rodentia; Muridae. The record is from RefSeq and is a predicted model, not a curated record. The coding region runs from base 1 to 876 and encodes 291 amino acids.
AUGCCUCCCACCCCCGGCUCUCGGUGGGCCAGAAGCCCCCCACCUCCCACCUCCAGCAGCGAUCCCUACCGCCAGCGCCUUCGCUCCCGCCCAAUCCGGGAGCUCCGCAGGGCGCGGCCGCCGGUGGGCUCGGCGAGCCGCUGCCGACGCGGCCGCCUUCCUCUCCUCAGGGCCGCCGCUGCUGCUGCCGUCGCUGCUACUGCUUCCCGGACAGCCUGCCGCCGACACUACCACAGCCGCCGCCGCCGCCGCCGCCACCGCCACCGCCACAGCACGACCGGCGCCCGCGACGUCACCACGCCCCGCCCCCCGCGCACACCUAGCCCCGCCCCCUAUCGCCCGCGCGGCGCCCUUGCCCCGCCUCCGGCUCUCGCGGGCCGCUGGGCUUUCCCUUCGUCCCACUGGGAAGCGCCCCGCGACGCCGCUCCACGGGACCGCGCGCCAGGAUCGGCAAGUGCGGCGCUCCGAGGCGGUGAAGGUAACUGGGUGCCGAGGCAGGGUUGCGCCACACGUAGCGCCGCCCCUCACACACACACAGACACACACACACCCACGGCCGAGCGUCCACCGGGAGCCCGGGUCGCGAUAUUGAGCGAGGAAGGUGCGGACGAGGAGGGGCGGCGUUUGUCUCCUCCUGCUUGCCGUAGGACGUGGACUGCUGGAAGCCCCAGGAGUGGAGUGGCCUUUCCCAAACCUGGAGUCGCCCCGCCCCCUCCUUGGCAAGCCCGUUACCCGAACCCUGGGACGGCCGCCACCUUAGGAAAUAGCUCAGGGCUUGUCAUUAGAGCCGCGGCUGCCUGGACACCCUUUGUCCAAGAGAAGUUAGCUUGCCUCUCACCCUUGGCUUUUGCGCUGGGAGGCUGCGGAAGGCAAUAAAAUACUCUUGAGUCAUCUGGGCUGUCCAAGCGAUCGUGGUGAAAGACCCUCGCCUCAGUAGGUGGCUUUUUUUGCAAGGAUCAUUCCAGGGAGGAAGAGUGUGGGCGGAACCUGAUGUCCACAUGCAGUGCGUGUACUGUGCCAAAUGCUUCACCGCGGUACCUUUUUUUAUUUAGCCCUCACUCUAAGCAAAGCGAACUACAAAGCAGCUGCUACCUUAUUUUAGACAACCCAGUUUUCUGGUGCUGAAUUUCAACCUUUGCCUUUUGUCAAGAGCAAGC